This is a messenger RNA of Chanos chanos (milkfish), 970 nucleotides long. It is a transcript of the gene vapb, whose product is annotated as VAMP (vesicle-associated membrane protein)-associated protein B and C. Gene Ontology annotation, molecular function: FFAT motif binding. Bases 150 to 893 code for a protein of 247 amino acids. The transcript has 6 exons. Gene Ontology annotation, biological process: endoplasmic reticulum membrane organization. The record is from RefSeq and is a predicted model, not a curated record. NCBI's taxonomy places the organism in Eukaryota, Metazoa, Chordata, Actinopteri, Gonorynchiformes, Chanidae. Gene Ontology annotation, cellular component: endoplasmic reticulum membrane; plasma membrane.
UCCAGCUAUUUGCAGUAACCGUGGGAUCUGAAUAACAGCUACCAGUUAUAAUUUUCAGAUACUGUUAAAGCCUUGCUCACAUUAUUCUAAGAGCGCCCGUGCACGGAGAACGUUCGUUAUAAAUAUAAAGGCCUUCUAAUCUUUGGGACAUGGCCAGGCAAGAACAGGUUCUGCUCCUUGAGCCACAGCACGAGCUGAGAUUCCGAGGUCCAUUUACAGAUGUAGUCACCACCACCCUAAAGCUUUCAAACCCCACAGACAGGAACGUUUGCUUCAAAGUAAAGACAACUGCACCGCGCCGCUACUGCGUCCGUCCAAACAGUGGAGUCAUCGAUGCUGGCACCUCCAUCAACGUGUCAGUGAUGCUGCAGCCCUUUGACUAUGACCCGAAUGAGAAGAGCAAACACAAAUUCAUGGUACAGUCCUUGGUGGCUCCACCUGACAUGACUGACACGGAGAGCGUGUGGAAGGAGGCCAAGCCUGAGGAGCUGAUGGACUCAAAGCUGAGGUGUGUCUUUGAGAUGCCAAUUGAGAAUGAGAAAAUGCAGCACGACAUGGACAGCAACAAGAUGGUCUCCUCCAGUCUGCUGAAGUCGGAGUCAUCCACAUUGUCCAUGAAGUCUGUAGUGUCCAGUCUGGAUGAUGGAGAGGUGAAGAGGAUUAUGGAGGAGUGUAAAAGACUGCAGAUGGAAGUACAGCGACUACGGGAAGAAAACAAACAGAUUAGGGAAGACGAUGGUCUUCGGAUGAGGAAGAGCACAGCAGUGUCGUCGCAGCAUUCAUCCUCUUCCUCAGGUGUGACGGUGAAGGAGGAAGGCUUCAGCGCCCGGGCAGUGGCUCUGAUUGUGUUGUUCUUUGUUGUAGGUGUGGUAAUUGGAAAACUGGUCUUGUAAAGUUAACAGAAAAGCAGCUGCAGCAUGACGUAUGGAUAAAAUACACAAACAAACAAACAAACAAACAAAUGAACAAA